Poecile atricapillus (Black-capped chickadee) is the source of this 1022-nucleotide messenger RNA. It is a transcript of the gene VCF1, whose product is annotated as VCP nuclear cofactor family member 1. The transcript is spliced from 4 exons. The record is from RefSeq and is a predicted model, not a curated record. Lineage: Eukaryota; Metazoa; Chordata; Aves; Passeriformes; Paridae. Bases 168 to 611 code for a protein of 147 amino acids.
GCGCGGGCGCACGCCGUGACGUCACGGGGGCGAGGCGGCGGCGGCGGAAGCGGCGCUCGGGGCCGGGCAGGGCCGCGCUGCCGCCCCUCACCGCCCCUCACCGCCCCUCACCGCCUCACCGCCCCUCACCGCCGCCUCCGGCCCUCACCGCCGCGCUCACACCCGCCAUGAGCUGCCGGCAGCCGCUGCCGAGCGAGCGGGGAGCGAGACAGAGGAAGAGGAGAAGGAAUGGCAAUGAAGAUGAUGGUCAUGUUCCCCAGACCAAACGUAGCACCAGGAACACUGUCCUCCAGGACUCGUGGGACACUGAGAAGGUGGCUGUAACGAAGCUCACUAAGGAGCGCAGACUAAAAGGAAACAAAGUGUCCUGUGCGUCCUCCAGCAGUGACAGUGGGAGCAGCAGCAGCAGCAGCUGUAGCAGCAGCAGCAUCAACAGCCCCGACAGAGCAGAGUCCAGCCUCAACCCCAGGAUUGCAGGAUCCAGCCCUGUCUCUUCCCAGCCCUUCCACGAGCAGUCUGCACUAAGCCAAGGUCCUUACUUCCACAUCAACCAGAUCCUGAAGGAAGCCCACUUCCACAGCCUACAGAGCCGGGGACGCCUCCCUACAUGAUGACCCAGCAGCUCCCUGCCUUCUGUGAAGGGACAGCACUGUGUAGAUUUGAUAUUUCAACUUCAAAGUUUGUUAAAAUGGAAUUGCACAAAAUUGCCUGUUGCCUUUUCAGUCUAUAUUUGAAAUAACAGGUUAACAGGAGAUUGUUUACUUGUGGUUUGCUGCACUAUUGCAAUGCAAAAGGGGCUUUGGAGCAAUUUUUAUAGGAUUCUUUUUGGGGUGGUUCUAAAGUACGUGGCAAGAGGAGACUGAGGAGUCCACAUGUGUGUUAUAGGAUUGCAAACUGUCCAAUUCCAAUCGACUGCCUAAUCUGUUUGUUAGCAAGUUGUUGCUUUCUGUAAAGUUCUCUUAAGCGUUCCUCUUCAGUUUUAUAAGUCUUUUUUUAAUUUCAAUAAACUAGUUAAAAAAUGA